Molecule: messenger RNA, 156 nt
Organism: Striga hermonthica
Lineage: Eukaryota; Viridiplantae; Streptophyta; Magnoliopsida; Lamiales; Orobanchaceae
Source: the annotation of a GenBank genome assembly
UGCGGUUUGUGAAGUUGGUCCAGCAAGCAGGGCUGUUCAUGACUCUCCGCAUUGGGCCUUAUGUGUGCGCAGAAUGGAAUUUUGGAGGGUUCCCUGUUUGGUUGAAGUAUGUGCCGGGCAUUUCCUUCCGAACCGACAACGAACCUUUCAAGGCGC